Molecule: messenger RNA, 1188 nt
Organism: Vicia villosa (hairy vetch)
Lineage: Eukaryota; Viridiplantae; Streptophyta; Magnoliopsida; Fabales; Fabaceae
Exons: 1
Coding region: 1-1188 (395 amino acids)
Source: RefSeq, a predicted model, not a curated record
AUGGGAAAUAAAUGGCAGUUUGUAGAUAACUAUGCCCAUCAUGACAAUGGAAGAAUUUGGCUCAUGUGGUUGGAUACAAUGGUCAGUGUGAAAGUUCUACAGAUGGGUGACCAAUACAUUCAUGCUGAGGUGAAUAGUUUAGACCAGAAAAUUAAGUAUACUACUACUAUUGUUUAUGCUUUUAACCAACUUGAAAAGAGGAAAAUCCUGUGGAAUACUAUUGAGAAUUUGGGCACUAACCUUCGUACCCCUUGGAUUGUCAUGGGGGACUUCAACAAUGUAAUUAAUAGCCAAGGUAGGAUUGGAGGCACUCUGAUUACAACAACAGAAUAUAGGGAUUUGACUGAGAUGAUGCAUAGGGCUGGUCUGUUUGAGGCAAAGACUAGGGGCAGUCACUACACUUGGUCAAAUAAGCAUAGAAUUGGGUUGAUUUACUCCAGAAUUGACCAUUUGGUUGGAAAUGCUGAAUGGUUUAUGACUUUUAAUGAAGCCUUGGUGGAUGUCCUCCUUCCUCACAUAUCUGACCAUGCUUCUUUAAGGAUUAGUUUAGAGCAGCAUAUGCCUCAGAGGAAGUUUCACUUCAAAUUCCUUAACUGUAUUACUAUGGACCCUUCUCAUACACAGGUGAUUCAGGAUAGCUGGCAAUACUCUGUUCAUGGCACUGCAAUGUGCAGACUGUGGAGUAAACUGAAAUCCCUGCAGAAUGCUCUCAAGCCCCUUACCAGAAAAGUCACAGACAUUCAGAUGCAAAUCCAGAAAGCAAGGCAUCACCUGACACAAGCACAAGAGCAGUUAAAUCAAAAUUUGUUUGAUGAAACUCUAAGAGGCCAGGUGAAGAUUUGUUAUGAUCAGGUGCUUCACUUAAAUCAGGUUGAGGAAGAUAUGUUGAUACAGAAAUCUAAAGUCACAUGGCUGAAACUUGGGGACAAUAAUAAUUCCUAUUUUCAUGCAGCAGUUAAGGAAAAGAACAAACAGAAGGGAAUAUCUACUCUUCAUGCUUUGGAUGGGAGGAUUCUCACUACUCAGGAUCAAAUUGAAGAUGAAAUUCUGGAUUUUUAUAAGCAAUUGGUUGGCACAAAUACUGAGAAUUUAAAGAGUAUUGACCUCAAUGCUAUAAGAAGAGGGAAAAUUCUGUCUAGGGACCAGGCCCAGAAGCUCAUCACCCCUAUUGAAGACAAAGAAAUUUGA